This is a messenger RNA of Oryza sativa Japonica Group (Japanese rice), 774 nucleotides long. RefSeq lists its product as uncharacterized. The record is from RefSeq and is a predicted model, not a curated record. Lineage: Eukaryota; Viridiplantae; Streptophyta; Magnoliopsida; Poales; Poaceae. Gene Ontology annotation, molecular function: acylphosphatase activity.
CGACGCUUCGAAGCUCCAGAAACCCUCUCUCUCUCUCUCUCUCUCUCUCUCUCUCUCUCUCCCCUUCCUUCCCCGUGUCUUCCAGAAUGUUCCCUUCCGCCACCGCGCCACGCCUCGCCCUCACCCCGCGCUCCGUCGCCGCCGCCCGCCGCGCCAUGGCCUCCGCCGCCACCCCGCAGCCAAGCCCGCCCAGCCCCAAGGCGGUGCGGGUUGUGGUGAAGGGCCGGGUGCAGGGGGUCUUCUUCCGCGACUGGACGGUGGAGACGGCGCGCGCGCUGGGCCUCGCCGGCUGGGUCCGCAACCGCCGCGACGGCACCGUGGAGGCCCUCCUCUCCGGCGACCCCGCCAGGGUCGACGAGAUGGUGUCCCGCCACCUCCCCGUCGGCCCCCGCGCCGCCGCCGUCACCGCCGUCCUCCCCUCCCCCGCCGACCCCGUCGACCCCGCCGAGGGCUUCACCCGCAAGCCCACCGCCUGAGGAGGAAGACGACGUACUGCUUCUUGCUGUUUGAUGAUGCGAUAAAAUAAUCUUCACCUCUAAUCCUUACGAGUUUCACUGGGAGUGUUUGUUUCUCGAUCGAUGAGCGAUUUGAUCAUACGAUGUUUAGAAAUUUGUUCAGAUGUUGAUAAUGGCGGUGUGCCACUUUGCGGUUACUAUAUGCGCUGUUUGUGUCUUCAGAAACUGUUAGCAUGACACAACUUUUAAACUGUGUGCUUCUGUUCUGUUAAGAAUGAAAGUUUAUUAGCAGAUGAUGGUGAUCUCACCCAAAGGUUAA